AUGGAUUAUAAUCCAGAAAGAGUCGAAUGCUUUUGUCUGGAAUGUGCCAGAAGCAGCAUUCUCGGUUUUCGCGAGGUUAUCAUAUACAACGAGAGCAGCACACCCAGCGUACUUAACCAGUUGAUUCGUGAAUACACCACUUUUGAAGGCGAACAGCCUUUCCUAUCAGAAGCAUCAGAUAAUAUGGAUAAUGAUGAAAUGGAUGUUGGUGAUGACAUUCCGAAUGAGCCUUCCACUUCCCGUUCUCUUAGUUGGAUGCUGCUGCUGGUUGUCGUUUGUCGUUCUCUGACGAGGAACAUUGUCUUUAGAGUGGAGGAAAACAGAGACAGUACUGGUGGCACCGAUCGUUUGCUCGAUGCUGAGGAUGUUGAAUGGGAGGUCGAAGCAGACAAUGUGAAUGUAGAUGAGACAGCCAGCAUUGACGAACAAGUUGCACUUCGUCUCUGA
Messenger RNA from Zychaea mexicana, 447 nucleotides. RefSeq lists its product as uncharacterized. The record is from RefSeq and is a predicted model, not a curated record. The coding region runs from base 1 to 447 and encodes 148 amino acids. The transcript has 6 exons. Lineage: Eukaryota; Fungi; Mucoromycota; Mucoromycetes; Mucorales; Lichtheimiaceae.